GACCGUCCUUUAGUACAGUCAAGCGUUGGCGGUUUCCUUUAAGAAAUGGACGAGGAAGAAAGAACCCUCUUAAAUAACAGUUUAGAACCGGAGUGGAGUCAAAAACAAGUCAUAUCGUUGAUUAAACUUUACCGUAAACAAAUCAAUUUAUGGAACCCGAAACAUGAACUAUACAAAAACAGAAAUAGGCGGUACGAUUCGAUGAUGUCAAUAUCUGAAGCUAUGCAAAUUGAAAAGUCGGAAAUCGAACGCAAAAUAAAAAAUAUUACUAGUCAGUUCUACAAAGAAAAGAAAAAAAUUAAAACUAAACAAGCUAAUUCUGGGUGCCUGGAAGUUAACAAGCCAAAAUGGUUCGCUUAUAAGUAUUUGUUAUUUUUGAAUGAUAAAAAUACACCACGUGAAAGUGUGGAUAAUUCUCAGAUUCAGAUCAACACAAAUCCGGCAAGUCCUGAGAACAUAUCCCUGGAAGAUUCUCAGACGAACGAUGUUCCAUUAAAUAACAUUGAAAAUGAAGAUUCAGAACCAUAUAUAGCAGAAGAGAGACCUUCUACCGAGCUUUUCAGUAACACGGGGCGUAAAAAACAAAAACUUGGCGAACGUAGUAAUACUUGUCAACAUCAAGAUACACUUCCUGAUGAUAUGGAGGCUGAAGCUUUGAAAAUGUUUAGAGAUAUAUACGAGAAUAAGAAAAAAUGCGACGUAUUUUCUUUGUUAGGACAAGAAGUAGAAAUGAAAGUGAGGCAAAUGCCUACUCGUUAUGGUCGGUGUAUCGUCACGCACAAGAUACAGACCAUAUUGCUGGAAGCGGGCCUAGGAAUGUACGAUUAUCCUCCUCGAGAAACAUCAAUCGCACUACAACGUUCGCGAAAAGCAAGUAAGCCAUAUUCAGGAACCACUAUCUAUCCUGCAGGUGCCUCUUCCACAAAUACCGUACGUAUCCCAAGUGGCCCUUCCAGUGCUAUGUCAGGCAACAGUUACCUUCCUAGGAGACCUCCUAGCAAUACAUCAGUCGAAUCUACUCAGGAAAAUAGUGAUUAAGUUAGAUGUACCAGUGCUUUCGUCACACCAGUGCGCUCGUCACAUUAAGAAAAGUUCAUACUCAGUUACUCAUUAUGGUCGGUGUACAAUAAUUGUACAAUGAAGUAAAAAUAAUAAUUUUGCUCAUCUCUAGUAUGCUGGUCUUUAUUCUGUCUCUGU
This is a messenger RNA of Sitophilus oryzae (rice weevil), 1197 nucleotides long. RefSeq lists its product as uncharacterized. Bases 46 to 1038 code for a protein of 330 amino acids. NCBI's taxonomy places the organism in Eukaryota, Metazoa, Arthropoda, Insecta, Coleoptera, Curculionidae. The record is from RefSeq and is a predicted model, not a curated record. The transcript has 2 exons.